Messenger RNA from Fonsecaea multimorphosa CBS 102226, 363 nucleotides. RefSeq lists its product as uncharacterized. Bases 1 to 363 code for a protein of 120 amino acids. Lineage: Eukaryota; Fungi; Ascomycota; Eurotiomycetes; Chaetothyriales; Herpotrichiellaceae. The record is from RefSeq and is a predicted model, not a curated record. The transcript is spliced from 2 exons. Gene Ontology annotation, cellular component: EKC/KEOPS complex.
AUGGCAAUCGGCACUUCGCAGUCCGACUUUCCAUGCUCACUAGUCAUCCAUAUCCCUCUCCUAAACCAUCGCCUAGCCUCCAUCGCCAUGCGCGCCCUACAAGUCGAUGCUGAGUUGUCCCCACUCGUUCGUCGAGAGUUCACUUUAGUCACUCCAGGUGCUGUCAAUGGUCAUACAGUAGAGGGUGAUGCUGGAUUACAAGAUGUCCACAAGACCAUUCUUCGCACUCAGUACAAUGCAACGACCAACCGCAUGCUCCGAGUCGCUGUAAAUGGCUUCAUGGAAUCUCUAGGGGUCGUCCUGCAGGUCAUGGGGGAACUGGACGUGGAUAUUCUUGAGUCAAAGUCAGACGCAGAUGGAUGA